GCACAAGUUACAUCAAUUGUUUGGUCAAAUCACUACAAAGAGGUAUUAUCAACUCAUGGAUAUCAAUUUACAAUCUGGAAAUAUCCUUCGCUAAAGAAAGUUAUUGAUGUUAAAAAUGCACAUGAGAAUCGUAUUUUACAAUCUGCUUUGAGUCCUGAAGGGGAAAUUGUAGCAACUGUGGCAGGUGAUGAGUGUUUGAAAUUUUGGCGUAUAUUUCAGAAGCAGAGAAAAACUAAGAAUGGUGGCACUGACGAUGACGACGAUGAUGACUAUGAUAAAAAAGAUUUGAAUAAUUUGAAUUCAAUUAGAUAA
Molecule: messenger RNA, 312 nt
Organism: Entrophospora sp. SA101
Lineage: Eukaryota; Fungi; Glomeromycota; Glomeromycetes; Entrophosporales; Entrophosporaceae
Source: the annotation of a GenBank genome assembly